UAAUAGCCAAUCCUGGCGCAGAAGGCGGGCUUUUGUGAAAUACGGAUAUUAACAACAAAAACAUACCUAGUAAACAAAGAACCAACAAACAAACCUCCCACGGGUUUGGUUGCUACUUUGUUACGCGUCAGAGCAUGAUGCGCAUGCGCAGCGUAGGCAGGUGAGCUGAGACAGGUGUAUCCCGGAAGUUAUAGAGAGAAAUCAACAAAAAUCGCAGCCACGAUGUCUCAGGGCAACCUCCAGCAGGAUUUUCAGAACCAGGUCAGUGAUGUUUUCAGCCGGCUGCAGAACAAGCAGAUGUUUCAGUCUGACUGGGACAUCGCCUCCUUCGCCAUUUUCUUCAUAUUCAUCGGUAUGGUUCUGCUGCUCGUCAUUCUGGUUCUUAUACGCUGCUGUUGCUGCUGCUGCUGCGACGAAAAGCCCAGAAGGCAGAAAGUGGGCAUCGACAACAUGGCACUGGAGCCAUAAAGCUCAAGAUUAGCGUCCAGCAUGUUCAUGAUCCCUUCAAACAUAUAUAUAUAAAUUAUAUAUAUAAAUAUACAAUAUAUACACACACAAAAGUUUGGAAACACCUCUCAUGAUCUUAAAAAGCUUUUGAUCUGAAGGCGUAUGAUUAAAUGUUUGAAAUCGGUGUUGUAGACAAAAAUAUAAUCCUGCCAUAUUCAUUUCCUUCAGUAGAAAAAAAAGAUUCUAUUUACAAGAAAAUAUUUUUUUAAACGGGUGACUUGGAGCGGAAUAUUUCGAAAAGCAGCCAAUAAGAGUCCAGCGUCAGUGGGAACUCCUUUAAUACUGUUUAAAAAGCAUCUCAGGGUGAUUCCUCAAGAAAUCGGGUGAGAAAACACCAAGAAUACAUUUCUGGAAAUUCUAGGCAAAAAUGGGGGUCUACUUUGAAGAUGCUAAAAUAUCAAGUCAUUUUGAUGUAUUUAGGAUUUUUUUUUUUUCAUCUCAACACAAUUCCCAUAGUUUCAUUUGUGUUAUUCCAGAGUUUUGAUGACUUUAUUAUUAUUACUAUUCUAAAAUAAAAAUAAAGAAUGAGUGUGUAUGUGUUUAUAUAUUAGAUUUUAAUGCUUUUACUGCUGUAAUUUUUCACAUAAUACUUAUAAAUAUACCAAGUGUAAGAAAAUGUAGAAGAGGAACUAAACAGAAUGUGUUUUUAAAAGCUGAAAGUCGACACCCACACUUGUAAAUACGAUGGAUGAAUAUUUACCGUAGCUGAAUAUAAUUUAUUGUUUACAAUGACUGAUUUGAUUUUUAAAUGUAAAUGUGCUUUCUGUACUUUCAAUAAUUGUACUCUACUUCCUGCUUGCUGAUGGAUAUACUUAUGCUUCCAUGUAAAAUAAUAAAACUACAAUAAACUGUAUUGUACUGUGCAA
This is a messenger RNA of Ictalurus furcatus (blue catfish), 1373 nucleotides long. It is a transcript of the gene smim22, whose product is annotated as small integral membrane protein 22. The transcript has 5 exons. The record is from RefSeq and is a predicted model, not a curated record. NCBI's taxonomy places the organism in Eukaryota, Metazoa, Chordata, Actinopteri, Siluriformes, Ictaluridae. Gene Ontology annotation, biological process: regulation of cell population proliferation. Bases 223 to 468 code for a protein of 81 amino acids.